UUUCAUCCCGCCCCGGCUUCUCCAAGUUCUACCCCUCUCAAGCACAACCGAAGCGGUUUCGGAGUAGCACGUAUCGUCUCCCUCUUUUUCUUCUCUCUCUCCCACUCUCUUACUUUGAGUGUAUGUGUAUGUGUGUGUCCGUUCGCCGCGUUUCACAGCAUCUCGAGUGGCCCUUUCCGUCUUCCGGCACUCUUCACCGUUCACCGGCGGUGGUAGUAUAUCAUACUUGAAUACGCCGGCCGACUCUCACCGGUACGAGGACCCAGACAGCCACUGCUCUUGCCCUGUCUUCGUCCCAACUCUAUUUCGGAAAAAAGAAAAAGAGUUUUCUCAACCAGCAGAAUAAUUCCUUUCCUCUCUUUGGGAAUCUCAUAAACAACCCGGAGACAAGCGACACCUCGUACCCCGUCGCACUCGUCAAUACACACAAACAACCACGAGACCACUUUGCCCGAGAGCAGAACUCCCAACACCGCAGCCAUGGAUCACUACAAGAACGACAGCGACCUCCAUGACAUCUCGGACGAGAAGCCCGUCGGCGCUCAGCUAGAGCAGGCCCAGAUGCUCGCUGACCUGCCGGAUCCCGACGCCGGCAAGUCAGACGAGGAGCGUGCCGCCAUCGACAAGAAGCUCAUGUGGAGGGUCGACCUCUUCCUGGUGCCCUGGCUUUCUCUUCUUUACCUGCUCUCGUUCCUCGACCGCACCAACAUCGGCAACGCCCGUCUCGCCGGCAUGGAGGAGGACCUCGGCAUGACAGGCACCAGCGACUACAACCUCUCGCUCACCAUCUUCUUCAUCAGCUACGCCGUCUUCGAGCCUGCCACCAACGCCCUGCUCAAGCGCCUGACACCGCGCCUCUUCUUCACCGGCAUCAUCAUCGCCUGGGGCUCCAUCAUGACGCUCAUGGGCCUCUGCACCAACUUCCCCGGCCUGCUCGCCGCCCGCUGGUUCCUCGGCAUCGCCGAGGCCGGCCUCUUCCCCGGCGUCAACUACUAUCUCUCGUGCUGGUACAAGGGCUCCGAGAUCGGCGUCCGCUCCGCCGUCUUCUUCUCCGCCGCCGCCCUCGCCGGCUCCUUCGGCGGCCUGCUCGCUGCCGCUAUCGCCAAGAUGGACGGCAUCGGCGGCAAGCCCGGUUGGGCUUGGAUCUUCAUCAUCGAGGGCCUGGCCACCGUCUUCGUCGGCGUCUUCUGCUGGUGGAUGGUUUUCGACUGGCCCGAGAACGCCCGCUUCCUCACCCCGGACGACCGCAUCCGCGUCCAGCGCCGCCUCAUCGCCGGCAAGCAGGGCCGCACUGCCGAGGACUUUGACAAGCGCCACAUCUACGCCGCCCUCAAGGACUGGAAGACGUACGGCUACAUGACCAUCUACAUGGGCUGCCUCGUGCCCCUGUACGCCUUCUCGCUCUUCCUGCCCACCAUCCUGCGCGGCAUGGGCCACACCGGCACCAAGGCCCAGCUGCUCUCCGUGCCCCCCUACGCCGUCGCCGCCGCCCUGACCGUCGCCGUCGGCGUCGUCGCGGACCGCACCCGCUGGCGCGGCUACUGCAACGUCGCCACCGUCGUCAUCGGCAUCGUCGGCUUCGUCCUCCUCAUCGUCUCGAGCGACCCGCAGAUCCAGUACGCCGGCACCUUCCUCGGCGCCGCCGGCAUCUACCCGACCAUCUCCAACACGCUCUCCUGGGUCAUCAACAACACCGAGGGCUCCCUCAAGCGCGCCGUCGUGCUCGGCAUGGUCGUCGGCUGGGGCAACCUCAACGGCGUCGUCUCGUCCAACAUCUACCUCAAGAACGAGGCGCCCCGGUACUUCACCGGCCACGGCGUCGUCCUCGGCUACCAGGUCCUCUUCCUGCUGGGCGGCUCCAUCUUCAUGCACUUCGCCCUCCGCAUCUCCAACAAGAACCGCAGGGACGGCAAGAUGGACGCCAAGUGGGCCGCCAUGACCGACGACCAGAAGUGGGUGGCCGGUGAUAAGCGCCCGGACUUCCUCUACACUCUCUAGAGGGGGGUGGUUAUCCGGCUGGCUUUCUCUCUCUAUCUCUCUCUCUGCGAUUGCUUUCGGCUAUAUACAUAGACUUUGGGGCGAGGAAAGAUGGAAAUCUCUCCUCCGUUUGAAGACUGAUCAACAUAUGUUUGGGAUUAACUGGGGGUGCUGUUACUUCUCAAGUUGCGACAGCAUACUUUUCUGUACAUUGUUUGCGUUUGCGACCUCAAUGAUACCACUUGGCAUUCGUGCCAUCAAC
Molecule: messenger RNA, 2239 nt
Organism: Colletotrichum destructivum
Lineage: Eukaryota; Fungi; Ascomycota; Sordariomycetes; Glomerellales; Glomerellaceae
Product: Putative major facilitator superfamily, MFS transporter superfamily
Exons: 3
Coding region: 481-1998 (505 amino acids)
Biological process (GO): transmembrane transport
Cellular component (GO): membrane
Molecular function (GO): transmembrane transporter activity
Source: RefSeq, a predicted model, not a curated record